GAGUUGCAGCCCAGGGGCUGAUGAUAACUGUGUUCCAGGAGUGGGGACACAUCAAGAGUACAAGGGGAGGUAAUUGCUGAGUACAAGGGGCGCAGCUGGGCAAGCAUUGCAAAGUAUAAAUAGUCUGACUUCAAUAGCGCAUCAGUAUUAGAUCUACAUCUCCGAGCAAGCCGAAUUCUGGAAGAUCAGGUUUGCACUUCAACUCCAAGACGACAUACCACAGAGAAAUAUUGUACGGUUAAUGUAUUGGAGAGAAUAAAAAAAGACAGGGUCAUAUUCCUCAGAGCAGCAAUGGAAGAACUUACAGCUUUUGUUUCGAAGUCUUUUGAUCAAAAAGUGAAAGAAAGGAAGGAUGGGAUCACAUAUCGAGAAGUUCUUGAGAGCGGGCCUGUGCGAGCUCGGGAGCCGGGUCUGAGUGAAGGAAGCCGGGAUGAAGUAAUCGGCGCACAGCGUGGGGCGUCUCGAUCCCCAAGUAGCGAGCCAGAGAUCGGGCCAGAGAGACCGCGGGACAGCGGCACUCCGAAAUUAACUGAUCCGGGAAGUGGUGACAUUAAAGAGAAAAAAGAAGACACCAAACCAGUGGAAGAGGAAGCGCAGACAAAAAUUAAGCAACGGCGAAGUCGGACUAACUUCACACUGGAACAGCUAAAUGAGCUUGAGAGGUUGUUCGAUGAGACGCAUUAUCCGGAUGCGUUUAUGAGGGAAGAGCUGAGCCAGAGGCUGGGGCUCUCAGAAGCCAGGGUACAAGUAUGGUUUCAGAACAGAAGAGCAAAAUGUCGAAAACAAGAGAAUCAACUUCAUAAAGGUGUACUUAUUGGAACCGCUAGUCAGUUUGAAGCUUGUCGAGUCGCACCGUACGUUAACGUGGGAGCUUUGAGGAUGCCAUUUCAACAGGAGAAUCAUUGCAACAUGACGCCACUAUCCUUUCAGGUCCAAGCGCAACUGCAGUUGGACAGUGUGGCGCACGCCCAUCAUCACCUCCAUCCACACCUGGCGGCACAUGCGCCCUACAUGAUGUUCCCGCCACCGCCCUUCGGUUUGCCUCUGGCCACCUUGGCAGAAUCUGCUACUGUCGUGGCGGCAGCAGCUGCCGCCAAAACCACCAGUAAAAACUCCAGCAUUGCAGACUUGAGACUCAAAGCAAAAAAACACGCCGCAGCACUAGGCCUGUGAUCUCAACAGCAAUUUCAAGUUUAAAAGACAAAACCUCCAAAGGAGGAUGGACGCGCAGCUGGGAAAAAGUUCGGGAGUGAGCUUUCUGCGAAUUCAUUUUAGCACAAGUUUACUUGAUACCCAUGGGGGCUGGCCCCCUCUCGUAGAAUGGAAAUCCUGAUGCUUACUUUUGCUUCCCAUAAACUAUUGGAACAUUACACAGAAGUGGAAAGUGGAUUUCAUAACUGUUUGAGUGAACCAUUUAUGAGAGUCAAGAGUGAACAAUCAAAUGAAGUGCAAAGAAUUACACUUGCAUGUAUAUUUAUACUAUUUUCAAUGACGCUUAUGUCCUUUAAAUCAGAAUUGCACUUGGUUUAUGUUAGGUGGGACACAUAAUUGUUAUGCAAGUGUGAAGAAAAUAAUUUCAGAGAUUUUCAUUUUAGAAUUUUCCAAUGUACUAUUUUCUUGUCCUUACAAUAACUGAAAUAAUGGACAAUAAUAACUAUUCAACCUAGAUGUCCAUUUGUUUUAGAUCAAAAGAUAUAAAUUAUGUAUCCUACAUUUCGCCGUAAACUCAUGUAGUUUAAUCCCUACGAUUAAGGUACGGUCCUUUGUGUAAAACAGUUGUCAAUACACGAACAAAGUUUUAUUUUGGUUAAAUUGUGUAUGACUGAUAGACUGUCAGUAUUUAAUUUUUAUUUCAUAUGUGUUUUUAUUCAUAAAUAUUUCUCUUGUGCUGUUGUGGGAAUUUAUUUCACAUAGAUGUUUAUGGAAUAUGUUUCUUUGGGGUGUUGGUUUCAUUGAAAACCUUGAUUCACUCAUGGGACAGCAGAAUUUGAAGAGCUCAUUGCAAAGGGAUAUUACUUAGAGUAAUUAUGUCCUUUCCCGCCGUCAUGAUAGAAAUCGGAAGUAAAGAUGUACUUCAAUUCAUAGAUGCUGCGCCAUUCUUGGAUUAUUUAUAAUAAAGUGAACAGACUAUUUGUACAAGUGUUCAACGAUGACUCUAAACAUGAAACAAAACCUUCUCUGUUGUACAGUUCUACGGUUUAAUGUCAAUGCAAUUAAUCUGAAUGAAUUAGAUUAACGGAAAUCAGCCGAUAUCGAUCAGAUUUUGCAUAUAUUGCAACGAGUGCCAAGUCAGAAUGAAAUGAUUUUAUAUAUUUAAUUAAAAUAUGUUGAAGCCGUC
Molecule: messenger RNA, 2338 nt
Organism: Pristis pectinata (smalltooth sawfish)
Lineage: Eukaryota; Metazoa; Chordata; Chondrichthyes; Rhinopristiformes; Pristidae
Gene: shox2
Product: short stature homeobox 2
Exons: 5
Coding region: 292-1173 (293 amino acids)
Biological process (GO): regulation of transcription by RNA polymerase II
Cellular component (GO): nucleus
Molecular function (GO): DNA-binding transcription factor activity, RNA polymerase II-specific; sequence-specific double-stranded DNA binding
Source: RefSeq, a predicted model, not a curated record